Molecule: messenger RNA, 1980 nt
Organism: Brenthis ino (lesser marbled fritillary)
Lineage: Eukaryota; Metazoa; Arthropoda; Insecta; Lepidoptera; Nymphalidae
Source: the annotation of a GenBank genome assembly
AUGAGCCGCAUCACAGGGGCAGUAAGAGACAAAGUUGGCUCCAUGUCGACGCGUAUGCGUUAUUUAUUCCUUUUUGCCACUGUAUUGGGAGGAAGUUUUCUCAUAAUCUCAAUAAAUACCAUCUCGGAUAUAGCUUAUAUUAGCAGUGGUGUCAUUCCUUGGAGCUCAAUACGUUAUAAAGAAGUUGAAAGUUACACCGAACAAAGUUAUACAAUAAACACUGAAGGAUGUGUAAUUCCCGCAUUGAAACCUCUGGGUGAAGAAAUAAAGCAAUUUGUGAAAUAUCCUACAAAAAUCAAGCCAUGUCCGGAUUCUCAGCUUUCCUUGCUCGCCAAUAACAAAACUCAUAUUUGGGUAAGACCAGAAAACAAAGAAUAUUAUAAUAUCAGUCUCUACAAAACAUUUACUUGCUGUUAUAAGUCGUUUUAUCGCCCUCUAUCAGUAAAAGAUGUAACAUCCUUUGAUAUUGAUGAACGUGUUAAUUAUAGCGAUUGCAAAUAUUUUUCUCAAAUUAUUGAAGUAAAUGAUGAAUUUGUAUCCGCUUAUUGUGAGGCUGAUGGAAGAAAAAUUUACCAUCAAUACUAUUUGUUUGCACAUAAAAAAAGCUUUGUUCCCCUUUCUAGUUGGGUACCUUCACAAAAUAAAACAUCAUACAGUGUUAUUAUAAUGGGCGUGGACGCCGUUUCACGACUUAACUUUCAUAGGACAAUGCCCAGAACUUUGGCUAUGUUAAAGAAGAAAGGAGCUGUGGAGCUUUUGGGUUAUAACAAAGUUGGAGAUAACACAUUUCCGAAUUUAAUACCAAUGCUGAUGGGAAAAUCAGUAACAGAAUUAAAAACUUCGUGCACCCCAAAUGAAAAAGCUACUUUUGAUAACUGUCCCUUUAUAUGGGAAUGGUAUAAGGAAGCUGGCUACUAUACAGCUUUUGGAGAAGAUAGUUCAAGCCUUGGAACUUUCAAUUAUGAAAAAGCUGGUUUUAUAAGAACUCCGACAGAUUAUUACAUUCAUACGUUUAUUAAUGAAGCCGAAAAUAAUGUAGGCAUGAAUAAAGAUCUUAAUUCUUUUUUAUGUAUGAACGAUAAAUAUUUUUUUGAUGUAUUAUUAGAAUAUAUAGAAAAUCUCACUUUGACGUUAAAGUCAUCAAAAUUUUUCGGAUUAUUUUGGGAAGUCACCAUGAGCCAUGAUUACGCUAAUUAUCCAAUGUUAAUGGAUAAACAUUAUGCAGAUUUUUUUAAUAGAUUGGACGCAAGCAAUUACCUGGAAGAAGCAAUCAUUAUUCUAGUAAGUGAUCAUGGAAUAAGAUGGGGUGAAUUUAGAUCAACUAACCAAGGUCGGCUUGAGGAACGCUUGCCAUUUGUUUAUGUCUUAACCCCAAAAAACUUCCGUGAAAAAUACAAUACUGCCUUCAAUAAUCUGCAAUUAAACAGUCGUCGUCUGACAACGCCGUAUGAUUUACACGCUACUCUUAUUGAUUUAAUAAAUUUAGAAGGAAUAGAAAAUAGUGUAAUAGAUCGACGAAGUAACAAGACUACUUCAAAAAGUCAAGCUUAUAGUUUGUUCUUGCCUAUACCAGAAAAUCGUACGUGUUUUCAAGCACAUAUUGAUGAUCAUUGGUGUACUUGUCAUAAAGGCCAUUUUUUGUCACCUUAUAGUGUAAAAGCAUUGGGUAUCGCAGAAAAAUUAGUGCAAAGCAUAAAUAUGUUAUUAAUAGAAUACACUCAAUGUGCUCAACUAAAACUGAGCGAAUUGCUAGAAAUUACAGAAAUGGAGGUGAACUCCCCUGAGGACGAUAAGAUUGAGUGGCGUGAAUAUAUGAUAAUGAUAAAGACAACGCCAGGUGAAGGAGUUUUUGAGGGUACUCUUAGAUACGACGGUCAUAAGUGGGGAAUUGCUGGUACAGUUAGUCGCCUUAACCUUUAUGGAAAUCAAAGCCGUUGUGUGCACAAUUAUUUAUUGAAACUCUAUUGUUACUGCAACUCA